AUGCAACAUCCAAUUGAUGCACUAAAAAUCAAAGGAUUUCAAGUGAAACAUGUUAAAACAGAGAACGAAUGUAUAACAGAACUUGCUUCAAAUUGUUAUCAAAUUGCAUGGAUUAUUAGUACAAAUGAAAUUCAAAAUCCAAAAUUUAUUUCAUCUCUAAUAAAAUUCCAUUCGUCUGCUGGUGCAAUCUUUUUAUUUGCUGAUAAUACACCUUUGGUAUGUCAUGCAUCUGAAUUUCUUAAAGCAAAAUUUGGUAUAACUGUUGAGGGUGAUUAUUAUGGUGAUAAAACAUUGACGUACAAAGAAAAUGGUCAUCAACAAACAGGACAUUUUGGUGAACAUGAAAUUUUUACUGGAAUCACCAAUUUAUAUGAAGGUAUUACCAUAUGUCAUCCAGUAUAUUCAACAGCAGCAAGUCGCGAAGUAUUCACCACUAUAGCAACAUCUAGCGAUGGAAAUUCUAGUAUUGCUGUGUAUGAUCCACCUUCAACGUCAACAGAAGGGCGGUUAUGUUUAGAUUGUGGUUUUACGAAACUCUGGUAUAAAUGGGAUUCAGCAGGUACAGCUCGUUACAUUGUUAACGCUAGUUGUUGGCUUUUGGGAAUAAAAAACUUUUAA
This is a messenger RNA of Rotaria sp. Silwood2, 618 nucleotides long. Lineage: Eukaryota; Metazoa; Rotifera; Eurotatoria; Philodinida; Philodinidae. The record is from the annotation of a GenBank genome assembly.